UAGCCAGCUCGCUACCCGCUGAGCGCUGGCUGGUAACACAGCUCGCCGAAACGAUUGAUCGCGAUCAAAUAACGUUAGAGCUUGCCUCCUAAAUGGCGGAUUGACACGGAUAUCGGAAGGGACACUCUAAAUCAAUGCUUGUGACUCGGGUGUUUUUGGGGAGUGCGUUGGCAACACCCUCCGUAACAUGUGAGAUGUGCACAGAAAGAUAUUAACUGUGCGUUAUUUCGGCUAACUAGCUAGCAGCUACCCCCCUCUCAAUCCCAUUAAUGGUAGCUUGCUCGGUCUGUUUUCUUCAAGCGUCGCGUCUGUAACGGGGAAAAAUGAAGAAGUUUAACAUAAGGAAGGUGCUGGACGGCUUGACAGCCGCGUCUUCUUCCUCCUCCUCCUCCGCAACUGCUCAGCCGGGUACUCCCAGGGAAAACGAUGUUGUCCAGGAGACUCUCCAGUCGGAACAUUUUCAGCUGUGCAAGACUGUGCGUCAUGGCUUUCCAUAUCAACCAUCCUCAAUGGCUUUUGACCCUGUACAGAAAAUUCUGGCCGUUGGAACUCAGACUGGAGCUUUGAGGCUGUUCGGCCGUGCGGGUGUGGAAUGCUACUGUCAGCAUGAGAGCGGUGCUGCUGUCAUCCAGCUCCAGUUCCUCAUCAAUGAGGGGGCGCUGGUGAGUGCCUUAGCUGAUGACAGCAUCCAUCUGUGGAACCUGAGGCAAAAAAUUCCAGCGAUCCUGCAUUCUCUCAAGUUUAACCGGGAGAGAAUCACAUACUGCCACCUGCCCUUCCAGAGCAAAUGGCUGUACAUCGGCUCAGAACGAGGAAACAUCCACAUUGUCAACGUGGAGUCCUUCACCCUCUCAGGCUACGUCAUCAUGUGGAACAAAGCCAUCGAAUUAUCCACAAAGACACACCCAGGGCCUGUUGUGCACAUUAGUGAUAACCCCAUGGACGAGGGCAAGCUUCUGAUUGGAUUUGAGUGCGGGGUGGUGGUGUUGUGGGAUUUAAAAUCCAAGAAAGCUGACUACCGUUACAAUUAUGAUGAGGCAAUCCACUCGGUUGCUUGGCACCAUGAGGGGAAACAGUUUGUCUGCAGCCACUCUGAUGGCACUUUGACCACGUGGAAUAUACGAGCCCCAGCCAAGCCUGCACAGAUCAUCACGCCACAUGGAAAACAGCCUAAGGAUGGAAAAAAGCCAGAACCAUGCAAGCCUAUACUAAAAGUGGAGUACAAAACUACAAGAGCUGGGGACCCGUUCAUGGUCGUGUUUGGAGGACUGUCGUACGACACGGUGGGGAGGAGAGCCUGUUUGACUGUGAUGCAUGGAAAGAGCACUGCCGUCCUGGAGAUGGACUAUCCUAUCGUAGAUUUCCUAACGCUCUGCGAAACUCCAUAUCCAAACGACUUUCAGGAGCCUUAUGCUGUGGUGGUCCUCCUUGAGAAGGAUCUAGUUGUAAUAGAUCUUGGACAGAUUGGGUAUCCAAUAUUUGAGAGCCAAUAUCCUCUUACUAUCCAUGAGUCACCGGUGACGUGUUGCGAGUAUUUUGCUGACUGCCCUGCUGAACUCAUUCCUGCACUUUACUCUGUCGGCAGCCUGCAAAAACGACAAGGCUACAGCAAGAAGGAAUGGCCCAUUAGUGGUGGAAACUGGGGCCAAGGCACCCAGAAUUACCCAGAGAUCAUCAUCACAGGGCAUGCUGAUGGGUCAAUCAAGUUUUGGGAUGCGUCUGCAUUAAUGCUUCAAGUGCUGUACAAGCUGAAGACUGCCAAGGUAUUUGAGAGGGCCCGAGGUAAGGAGGAGAAGCCGAACACCGACAUAGUGGACGAAGACCCGUUCGCCAUCCAAACCUUGUUCUGGUGUCCGGAGAGCAGGAUGCUCUGCGUGGCUGGAGUUUCUGCUCAUGUCAUCAUCUACAGGUUCAGCAAACAGGAAGUCACCACUGAUGUUGUUCAGCUGCUUGAGGUACGGAUGCAGUGCGAGUUCGGCGAGGUAGACUCCCCCGAUCCGGGAGGAGAGCAGACCCCCACCCUGCCGACCUCUGCAGCUUCCUCCAGCCCUCAGGAGGCCGAGCCUCCAAAUCAGCUCUCCGCAGGCAUCAACUCCUCUGAAGGACCCAGAGACAAUAUACCAUGCCUACAGGUGCGGAGCUCCCCGCUGAAGCAGUCUCCGGGCUACCAGGUGGAGCUGGUGGUCCAGCUGGUGUGGGUGAGUGGGGAGCCGCCUCAGCAGAUCACCAGCCUGGCAGUCAACUCCUCCUUUGGUCUUGUGGUGUUCGGAAACAGUAAUGGUCUGGCCGUGGUGGACUACGUCCAGAAGACCCUCCUGCUCCACAUGGGAACUUCGGAGCUGUACAGCCCAUCUGACCCCUGCCAGAGGCAGCCCCACUCCCCACGUAAACCACGACAGCCUUCUGGAGGACUUUGUGAUUCCAACGACGGGUCUAACAACUCAGAGGACCGGUGCAAAUCCCCCACAUCAGGAUCUACCUCACCCUGCAAUUCAGAUGAUGAGCGAAAACAAAACUUCAUAGAGAAGGUGAAGUUCAAAAGCAGACGCUUUUCCAAGACGGUUGCCAAUGACUUUGCCAAGAUGUCACGGAAAAUUAGCUCAUCUGGUGAGCAAAAGCCAGAGCUGGAGGAGAGGUCCCAGCGGUGGUCCACUCGGACCUGUAAAUCGCGCUUUUGUAGUGUGAAAAAUGGCAAGAUGGCAGCCAGGAUGACCCAGAAGUUGAAAGUACUUAAAACAAAUUCAGGCCCCAACCGAUAUGGAAAGGAUAACGCAUUUACCCGCUCACGGAGCUCAAGUGUAACCAGCAUAGACAGAGAAUCUCGAGAGGUCAUCUCCUCCUUUUACUUCUGUGAGAGUUUCCCCAAGAAGUCAGACAGCCUGGUCAGCCCCUGCCUGUUAGUGGGGACCACCCAGGGCUCUGUGAUGAUGGUGGCCCUCUGCCUGCCACCAGGCAGCGAGCAGAAAGUCCUGCAACCAGUCAGCUUCGCCACCUGCGGCACCUUGGUCAGACUCAAAGGAGGUAUCCUGACUAUGGCUCUUCUGGAUGCUGGUGGAACUCUGCUGCCCCCUUCCGACGAACCGUGGUAUGACCCAAAUGCCUCAGACGAAGAGAAAGAGAAGGUGCGGAGGCGUAGGCCAGCCACCCCUCCAUCUUCACAGGAAAGCCAGGACACUCAGUUUGCUGUGCUGUGUUCAGAGAAGCAGGCCAAGGUGGUGGGCAUGCCUUCCCAAACCCGCAUCUACAAACACAACAUCACAGAGACCUCUUUUGUGCUGCGGGCUGAUGUGGUACAGACGGGUGGGGCUUACUGCAUCGCCUGUUUCUGUGCCAACGGUCACAUUAUGACUCUGAGUUUGCCCAGCCUGCGACCUCUGCUGGACGUAAACUACUUGCCGCUGACAGACAUGCGGAUAGCCAGAACGUUUUGCUUCUCUAACUUGGGCCAGGCUCUGUACCUAACCUCCCCCACUGAGAUCCAGAGGAUUACCUACAGCCAGGAGACUUGUGACAACCUUCAGGAAAUGCUCAGUGAGUUAUUUACCCCUGUGGAGACGCCGGAGGCUCCAAACAGAGGCUUUUUCAAAGGCCUUUUUGGCGGAGGAGCUCAGUCUUUGGACAGGGAGGACCUCUUCGGUGAAACAACGGCUGGUAAGGCCUCGCGCAGCCUGGCCCAGCACAUCCCCGGCCCAGGCGGCAUGGAGGGCAUGAAGGGAGCGGCUUCUGGGGUCGUGGGAGACCUCGCCCGUGCCAGAGUGGCACUGGACGAGAGAGGGCAGAAACUGGGAGAACUGGAGGAGAGGACGGCAGCCAUGAUGGCCAGCGCAGAGUCCUUCUCAAAACACGCUCACAACAUGAUGGUGAAGUACAAAGAUAAAAAGUGGUACCAGCUCUGAUGACAGCGAGUGGAGCGCUGGACUCUGUUAUCAUACACACCAGUAUCUCUGAGGAGCUGGGGCUCCUUCUCUUUUCUUCUGUUUCUUUCCCCAUGGGUGGUGGAGGGGGUGGGGAUUUUGGCUCUGCUCAGCCCAAUAUCUUCGACCUUCAUUACUCCAAUCAACAGAGAUGAGAAGUCAGGUCUUUUCACCCUAAAGUUCUUUGGCUUCUCUUCUUCCGUUUCACCUGAGAGCGAUAGAAGAUCAGUGCAGACCUGCAGAGAUGGAACCUUUCACAUUUGUCAUCCACUCGAACAUGCUCCAUACACACACACACACACAUACACACACACACACACACAUAUCUUCAAACAUGUUGAGGAAGAAAGGACAAUUUUGUAAAAAUAAUGUUCCUGGCCUGGCUGCACUUUUUUUUUUUCCUUUAUAAGCCCUUUAUUGUGUCUGCCGAACACAGUGAACUUAAAUGAGGAGAAAAGUCUGAUCCUUCAAGACGAAUCAAGAGUGUGUAUGUUCCAUAGGAAUGACUGUGAUGGACUUCUGUUUGGUUUUUUUGUUCUGAAUCGUUCUUUUUGUUCGUUCUCUUUGUUUUGUCUGUACUUUUUUUUAAUGUUUUCUUCAUCUAGAAAGGCCUUUAAGCACUUAAAAUAGUAAAACCGAUAAAUUAGACAGAGAGAUGAUGAAUCUGUUGCCUCCUAACUGAACAAGGGCUGGUAGUUCAGUAGCUAAUCACCAACCUUUUCACAGCUACCAAGCUGCUUUAGGCAAGAAUGUUUUCUGAGAGUCACUUUGGGUUUUAUUUAAGAAAUAGAAAUAUUUUUGCCAUUGUAGAUUAUGCAGGAAGAUUAUGUGUUGGGCAUUAAAUGAGCAAAAAAAAAAAGUGCUUUAAAUGUUUACCCCCGAUGAAGAGUUUACAUUGUUCUCCCUAACAAAUUGUUUAGUUGAUACACUGGAAAACCCCUGAGGGUCUUAGGACCUUUGGCUUUCAAGGGGUUGUUUUGGUCCGACCAUGUGUUGACAGGCUAAACAAAGUUGCAUUAGUUGUGUAUUUUGCUUAGACGUUUUUUGGGAUAUAAAGCAACCUUUUUUACAUCCUGUUGUAGCUGAAGUUGAUUUUUGUCUUGUUUCUCAAUGCAUAUUGAAGAAAAAGCGUGUGCCUCUUACAGCACAACGGAAGAGAUGAUGCUGUGUUUGCAUUCGUAGCUGCCGGUUGACAUGACCGAGCUCAAUGAAGUGCUCCACACAGUGCCACAGAUCGUGUCCUUAUUAACACUGUCUCUCUUUUUUGCCCCAUGGCGUACAUACGCUAACCUCUAGCUAUGCGUGUACUACUGUGACUUGCAAAAGUGUUCAUCCCUAAUGAGCUUUUUCACAUCCACCGACACAAAGCAAUGCUAAAUUGUGACGGCGUAGGAAUAUUAAACAUGGUUUUCAUAUCUUUUUACAAACAAAUCUGUGAAGUGUGGCAUGCUUUGGUUUUCAGCCUCCACCUUGUAAUUACAGGGUUUUGGUGAAUGUCUCUACCAUUCUUCUUUGUCAGUUUGGAUGUGAACAUCAAUCUUACUUUUGCUAAAGAUUUUCAAUUAGAUUUUGGUUUGGACUUUGAGGACCAUUCUGACAAAGCAAUAUGCUUAAAUCUAAACUUCUGGCUGUUUUGUUUUGGGUCUCUAUCGCCCGUUGCCACAGUUGGAACCCUUUUUGCAUCCUCCAUCCAUCUCCCCCAUCUACCCUGCUACCAGCUUCCCUGUCCAUGACAAGAAUUCACACUGCAUGAUGCUCCCACCACCAUGUUUCAGUGUUAGGAUGGUGCGUUUAGGGCCGUGAGGGCCGAUGUCCUGCAUGUUUUAGAUGUCUCCUUAAAGCGGGGAAACAUCUAAAAUGUGCUGGACACCGGCCCCCGGGACCGACUUUGGACACCCCUGGUUUAGGGUGAUGUGCAAAGUUGGUUUUCAUCUCCAGUCUUCUGAGAGAUGUUCAACGCUUGGAAUAUUGUUUUAUAGCCUAACUCUGCUUUAAAUCUUUCGACAACUGCAUCCCUGACCUGCCUGCUGUGUUCCUGCUUUGUGCUAUUUGUUCACUUUAACUACACACAAUUGCACUCUAUUUGCUAAUUAUGUGACUUUUUAUUUAGUGCUGUCAGAGGAAAGGGGGGUGAACAACAUACAUGCCACAAUUACUUUAUUUUUAUUAGUCAAACAUAAUAAAAAUCGACACAAUCCCAACAAAAUAUUGUUUUUGAAGACAAUUGUUUUUUUGUCGUAACAUAAAAUACAAAACAAAACUCCAAGGGAUUUGAAUGCUCUUGGUAAGCACUGUAGAGGUGUGUGUUUGUGAACAUGCAUGUAUUGAGGAAUAUAUGUCUGGCCGCCAGCGUUCAUAGCACCACAUUGCUGCAGUGCAUAACAGCAGAUCUUUAAGAGGUUUCAUUUUGCUGGAGUGUUUUUCCAUUGGAUCAUUUUGUUCCCUUUCAUUACCUGCAAGGAUCUACUGCUGUUUGUGUUUUAAUAAGGAAGCGUGUUUAGCUUUGCGUGGAGAAACGAGACGUUGUCAGACCAGAUUGCUGCCAAAUCUUGUAAAUAGCAGGACGGUUUUACCGCGCAGGCUUAGGCAAGGUGACACACCAUACGCGUCCGGCCAUGUUCUUUUCUGACACCAAAGAGUUACCCUAAUUCACAAAGUUGUCUUUAUUUAUAUGUUUUUCCCUCCGAAAUGAUAAGAGCAAAUUGUGACACUUGUCGGAGUCUACUGUGUACAUGAAGAAGAGCAGGUUGACUUCUUUCAUAUGAGUAGGACAGUUUUUCACCGCCUCAACUUGCUUUGUUUUUGUUCAGAAGGGCGAGUUGGAAGAGUUUCAUUCCGAACUGAAUUAUCCACCAGAGAAAACCCAGCCACGAUCGACUGAAAUAGAGAACCAACCGUGAAGUAAAAGCUGUUUGCUCGGUCACCAAAAGGUCUUACGGUGGAUACAGCAGCUUGGAAUGAAACCCUUCACAGCUGAUUUUAAUCUACUCCACUGUAUACUACUGAGAUCAACCCAUUUGGAAGAGCAAAAUAAGUGGGUUUUGCACUAUUUUUUGUACUUUGUAAUAUUUUGUUAUGAUUUUUAAUGUGCUUAUUCCUGUCUUUGUUCUUUGAAGGACCAAAACAUCGUAUAACCUGUGCUUAUUUGUCAUUUGCUGAUUAUUUCUUCAUUCUCAGAUUUGUUUUUCAUGUCAGAUUAAAGAAACUAUGAAAUAUUUA
This is a messenger RNA of Girardinichthys multiradiatus, 7133 nucleotides long. It is a transcript of the gene stxbp5b, whose product is annotated as syntaxin binding protein 5b (tomosyn). Lineage: Eukaryota; Metazoa; Chordata; Actinopteri; Cyprinodontiformes; Goodeidae. Gene Ontology annotation, biological process: regulation of protein secretion; regulation of exocytosis. The transcript is spliced from 29 exons. Gene Ontology annotation, molecular function: GTPase activator activity; myosin II binding; syntaxin binding. Gene Ontology annotation, cellular component: plasma membrane; SNARE complex; cytoplasm. The record is from RefSeq and is a predicted model, not a curated record. The coding region runs from base 324 to 3896 and encodes 1190 amino acids.